AUGACACCCAAAAGCCUGUUUGACCCUGACAGCUUGAGUACAGUGGCAAAGAAAGGAUUGUUGGUGUUCAAUGCGAAGAAGCAAACUUUCAUCCGUUUACUUGGAAGCCUAUUCUGUUGGGAAUGGCAAGAAAUCUACCCACAGCUUUCUUUGUGUAGGUUUGGCACAACACCCAGAAGAAAAGUGAAAAACUCUCUUCUAACGGAAGAUGACAGUGAACCUGAGCAGAGUGCCUGGGCCCAUCUACCUGAUGUCUGUCUCGAGCACGUCUUCCAUUGGUUACAUGACAGGGACAGAUCUCAGGGCCUUGUCUGUAAAAAGUGGAAUUGGGCCAUGUACUCGGGAUCCCUCUGGAGAAGCAGAGCCAUCACAUUCUGUGGCCGACCAUUAAGGGCACAUACAUUGGAGCUGCAAAGUGCACUGUGGUAUUCAAAGAGAUUUGGCAAGUAUUUGGAGCACCUUGAGAUCAAGUUAGCAAAUCCUUGCAAUACUGCCUUUACCCAAAAAUUUCAAGUGAUUAUGAGAGGUCUUCUUUCACACCUGGGUAAGUUUAACAGUCGCCUAGUAUCCUUGAGCAUCAAAUACCUGGACCUAGACCACUUGAUCUGGAAAACUGUAGUCAGGGAGCAGUUUAUCAAGAACUUGGCUACCUUCCUGAAAAGAACGAGCAAACAGCUUGAUUAUGUCAACUUCCAAGGAGCGAGAGUAAGCUUGGAAGAAGGCUGUGAGCUUCUGAAUUCUCUGAGCUGCUUGACCAACAGAAGUUUUAUUUCUGAAAUAAAUAUUGAGGAUUUCUUCAGUUUCUACCUUCCCGUCUACAGCAGCACCUUGUUCCACCAAACUAUGUCCAAGUUGCACAGCCUGGUCACCUUGACUUUCAAUGACUCCAAUGAACUGCUGGUCAUCCUGCAAGAGCACAGUGCUCAUUCCCUGUGCACUUUGAAUAUCAAAUGUCAUAUCCAUGACCCUCAUGGGCAAGUGGUCUGGGGAAUGUCAUGGGCAAACUUGGCCAAGAGAGCCCCAAAACUGAAUGUGAACUUCUUCUUUGAAAGAGUCAUGAAGCAUGAUCACCUAGCCAGGGUCCUGCUAGUGGAGAUCCCAGUCAGGAGCAUCAGUCUACGGAGCUGCUAUUUCAGUGACCCAGAAUGGACAAUGAGACUUACCCUCACCAACCUCCUCCCAGCCUACUGGCAUGUUCUGCAGAAAUUAACACUUGAAUUAAACCAUGACCAUGAGCUGCUGGAUGAUGAGCUGCAGCUCAUCUUAUCGUGCAAGAACUUGUUAUUUCUGAAAGUCUGGGCAUUUCUAAGUGUCACCUUUAUGGAGAGGCUGCUACAAAACCAUGCAGAAAGUAAAUGCAUUUUGACUACCAUAAAGAUGAGGAUUUACACAGUCCAACCAGACAGCAGUGAGGAGGAUCAGAUGUUGGGUGGUAUUUACAGGAAGUUCAAACACGUGCUUGACUCGGAGCUUAAUUAUUUCAUCAUCACUCACACAAUGGUAUAAACCACAGGAAGAGAGAACACCCAGUGACAUCUGAAGCAAGGAAAGCAUCAGUAAGGUAUUUGAAGCUUGACAGCACUGCCUCUGAAAAGGAGAUAUCAUUACAGCAAGAGAGAGGCAAGGGACAAUUUUACACUCCAUGCAUUAAAAUGUUGGACUUGGGAACCACCCUCCUGUAUCUCCCGCAUCAUUUAUUCUUGCCCUUGCUUUGUUUUGACUCGCCAGAACCAAAGGAAGCAGUGAGCCCUUUUCCAUCUCUAGUAAAGCUAAGGCCCUCCUCUUUUUCAGCACUUCUCACUGUAGAGCUUCAAACACUUUACCAAUAAGGCCCAUCUCAUCGUUUCCAUUUUGCAAAUAGGGAAACUGACAGAUGGGGUGGGGAAGUGAUUAGCCCAAAGUCAGCCUUGGCUUGAUCUUAAUUUAGGUACAGUCACAUGCACUAUCCUGGGUAUCACCAGUCCCUACCUUCUAGUAAGUUUGAUACACACCCUGUGCCUAGCUCUUGACAGCAGAUGUUUAGAACUAAACAUACCAUGGCUAGUCCUGAGUCACCCCUCCCACUUGCCCAGCUUUCCAACAAGUGACUUUAUGAGGAGACUCCUGUUCUAGCUUCCAAAGCUUCUAGACCUUUCAA
Molecule: messenger RNA, 2137 nt
Organism: Falco peregrinus (peregrine falcon)
Lineage: Eukaryota; Metazoa; Chordata; Aves; Falconiformes; Falconidae
Gene: FBXO39
Product: F-box protein 39
Molecular function (GO): protein binding
Source: RefSeq, a predicted model, not a curated record